Dimorphilus gyrociliatus is the source of this 1344-nucleotide messenger RNA. NCBI's taxonomy places the organism in Eukaryota, Metazoa, Annelida, Polychaeta, Dinophilidae. The record is from the annotation of a GenBank genome assembly.
AGUAAAGUAAACAGGGACAAAGCAAUUAAUCAGUAUUACCCAUUUUAAAAGAAAUUAUAAAAAAAAUUUGAAAGUUUCAAUUUAAAAAUGGAAAUUACUAAUCAUUCCAGUUUCUGCGUUUUUAUAGCCUGCUUUUUAUUCCAGUUCAUUCAGGGACAGAAAAUUAAUUUGGCUGAAUGUGGCAAAACCAUAAAUUGUUGGAAAACACCAGGUUGCAAAGAUGAAGGUGACUGCAGUGCUAUUGUUACAUGGAAAGAAAAUGGAAAUUCAAUCCAAUUCGAAUUGGCUGGUAAGAAGGAUUAUAUUGGUAUUGGUUUCUCAAAUGAUAAGGUAAUGGGUGACGAUUCUAUUCACGCCUGUUUAAAGCAAUCUUCAGGAGGUCCAGUAGUUAAAACCUACAAGUCUAGCGGCAGAUCUCCACCAAGUGAUGUCUCUUACAAUGGGCUAACUGGUAUAAGUAACAAAGUUGACGGAGCCGUUCUUAGAUGCAAAUUUGACAGACCCAAGUCUACAGGAAAUAGCAAUGUUUUUGAUAUAGGAUCGGGAAAGUCGUAUAUCCUAUUUGUGGCGAUAGGAGACACAGAAGGCAACGGCCUAACACGACAUUCAUCAAGAUUUUUUACAGAUUCUAAAAUUGACUUCUCCAAAAAGCCAAAUUCUGGUGGAUCUGGUGGAUCUGGCGGAUCUGGUGGAUCUGGGGGAAAUUCAAUAACAACGUAUAAUAAUCUUAAGAUUAGUGAAGCAAUUGACCUAUCCGACUGUGACGAGGAUAAAUUUUGUCACAAAGUACCAGCAGAUUGUAAUAGUGAGAAGAGUUGUCAACGAAUUAUUACGUGGAAAGCUGAAAACAAUUUCGUUCAUUUCGAAAUGAUGGGUAAAAAAGAUUACGUUGCUAUGGGUUUUUCUAGAGAUCAAUACAUGGGUGGAGAUCACAUUCAGCUAUGCCGUAAAACGUCUGAGGGACUUCCAACUUUAGAAACUUAUAGGUCAUAUUACAAAACUUUAAGUAAAAUUGAUUUUGGAGGAUUCUCAAAUGCGAGAGAAGAAAUUAGAGACUCAGUCAUUCGAUGCCGAUUUUCCUUGUUACGUAAAAAAUAUACUUCUACGCCCUUUGAUUUUACCUCCACCAAUUUCUUUCUCUUAACGGCUGGAGGAGAAACUAGAAAUGAUAAAGUCGGUUAUCAUUUCAAUGACAGAGAUUAUUCGGUAGAAAGUAUUUACUUUAGAAUAAAUCCUCAUGGACUAGGCGCUACAGGAAAUUUGAUUAAAAGCAACUUUUUCAACAUAUUAUUCUCCGCUUUAACACCCUUUGUCCUUGAGAAACUAUACUAUUUAACGAGAUAA